Messenger RNA from Spea bombifrons (plains spadefoot toad), 1138 nucleotides. It is a transcript of the gene HOXB9, whose product is annotated as homeobox B9. The transcript has 2 exons. Gene Ontology annotation, biological process: DNA-templated transcription; anterior/posterior pattern specification; embryonic skeletal system morphogenesis. Gene Ontology annotation, cellular component: nucleus. Gene Ontology annotation, molecular function: DNA-binding transcription factor activity, RNA polymerase II-specific; RNA polymerase II cis-regulatory region sequence-specific DNA binding. The coding region runs from base 200 to 931 and encodes 243 amino acids. Lineage: Eukaryota; Metazoa; Chordata; Amphibia; Anura; Pelobatidae. The record is from RefSeq and is a predicted model, not a curated record.
UGCGGCCCCUCCGAUUGAUUGAUGUCCCUCUGACGCUUUAUCAAGCACCCGGAUAAAGUUUGACCAAUCAUUUGCCAGGAGCUCACACGGCAGCAGCCCAAGUGCACUUUGUUGGCUGGGAAGUUGGGGAGGAUAGACAUCUGCAUCUGCCCUGCACCCCCAUUCCCUUCAAUGAACCUGCUGUGUAUGAUGUCCAAGAAUGUCCAUUUCUGGAACUCUCAGUAACUACUUUGUGGAGUCUAUAAUAAGCCCUGAGAGUGAGGAGCCUCCAGCAGCCAAAUUCUCUGGACAGUACCCCAGCCCCCGGUCGGCAGCCCCCUCAGAGGCUCUGGACUUCCCCUCCUGCAGCUUCCAGCCCAAACCCGUGUUCAGUGCAUCGUGGACUCCCCUGAACCCUCACGGCGCUGCCCCUCUACCCUCUGUCUACCACCCCUACAUCCAGCAAGGUGCCCCCACUGCAGAAGCCAGGUACUUACGGGGCUGGCUGGAGCCCCUGCCCAGGACAGAGCCUGGAGCAGGACAGGGAGCUGUGAAAGCCGAACCGCUGCUGGGACACCCCGGGGACCUCCAGAAACUGGGAGCCCAAGAGUAUAAUAUAGAAUCGCCUCCUGGAAGGGAUGAGCCGAGUGAGAGGCCCACUUACCAAGACAAUAAAGUGUGUGGAGCAAGCGAGGACAAAGACAGGCCACAUCAAACCAAUCCUUCUGCUAACUGGCUCCACGCACGGUCCUCCAGGAAAAAAAGAUGUCCUUACACCAAGUACCAGACCUUGGAACUGGAGAAGGAGUUUCUGUUCAACAUGUACCUAACAAGGGACAGGAGGCAUGAGGUGGCCCGACUGCUUAAUCUGAGCGAGAGACAGGUCAAAAUCUGGUUUCAGAACCGCAGGAUGAAAAUGAAGAAACUCAACAAAGAGCAAGGCAAAGAUUAAGAAGCAUUUCCCCCUCUGAGCACCUGCUGCUCCCUGUUUAUGGUACCAGGACAGAACAGAUCAUAAGCAACCCACAUAGGACUUUCCAUAUUUUGCAUGGUGAUUUUUCCCCCAAAAAGCCUACUUCUAAUUAAUAGGUAGGAUGCAAUCGGAAAUCCUUAACGUUAAUUUAUGUGCUGUUAUGUGCUUCAUUAGAUAACUCACGUG